This is a messenger RNA of Drosophila nasuta, 1684 nucleotides long. RefSeq names its product carnosine N-methyltransferase. Gene Ontology annotation, cellular component: cytosol; nucleus. The coding region runs from base 91 to 1524 and encodes 477 amino acids. Gene Ontology annotation, molecular function: carnosine N-methyltransferase activity. Gene Ontology annotation, biological process: carnosine metabolic process. The record is from RefSeq and is a predicted model, not a curated record. Lineage: Eukaryota; Metazoa; Arthropoda; Insecta; Diptera; Drosophilidae. The transcript has 5 exons.
UGUGCGUUCGGCGGCGGUGUGCGAGGCAUCUGAAUAGAGAGCAAAAGGAAUAAAGUAUAAAUAAAUAGUUUGUGAAAUUUACGCGCGCACAUGAGCGACAUGUUGCCAUCGUUGCCGUUCCCCAUGCAUCCCAAGAUGCAUGAGGAUCCGGCGCUAGCGUUUUCGGCGAAAGAGGAUGAAGAGGAGCGCCGUCACAUACAGAAGGUGCAGAAUGCCUUCAAGUACUACAGACCAUAUGCCUAUUUGAGGCUUAAGAAGAAAUGGGAUUAUCUGCAUAGCUUAUCGGCAGACGAUCAGCGACUGCUUUCAAAAUACCGCACGCAUUUGGAUACCGUUGGCAACGGUAUUGAUUGCAAUCAGGCUGUGAUUCGUGAGAUUUUGCGCGAUCGUGUGCUGUAUCCCACAGGCGAUGGCAGCGGCAGUGCCGGCGAUACCGAUAACGAUAACGAAACCGAUGAACCGCCAGCACACGUGCGACACGGCGACAUGGACCAAACUAAGUUUCUUGUUGGUGGUCAUGAUGAUGACGAUGAUGAUGAUGAUCAUGUUGUGGCUGAUGAUGAUGAUGAUGUUGUUGAACCUCUCAAAAUUUUAAAGGCUCAAUCAACGCUGAAACUGAUUGCCCGAGACUGGAGCGCCGAAUGCGCCAUCGAGCGAGAACAAUCCUACAAACCGAUCAUUGACAGCAUCGAGGAAUACUACAAGCCCAGCGACUACAAACUGAAUGAGAUUAAGAUUCUGGUGCCUGGGGCAGGACUCGGGAGGCUGACCUAUGAGCUGGCCUGUCGUGGCUACGCCUGCGAGGGCAACGAGUUCUCCUACUUUAUGCUGAUUGCCUCGAAUUUUGUGCUCAAUCUCUGCGACUAUGAGAACAAGCACGUGCUCUAUCCGUGGGUGCAUCAGUACGUCAAUAAUAUGCGACGUGCCGAUCAGGUGGCCUCGGUGCGUUUUCCCGACAUUUGCCCGGUGCGUAAUCCUCCCAAGGGCAACAUCGAGAUGGCAGCUGGAGAUUUCCUGGAGGUCUAUAAAACCCCCGAUGCGUACAAUUGUGUGGCCACGUGUUUCUUUAUCGAUUGUGCCAAUAAUGUCAUUGAUUUCAUACGCACCAUUUACAAAAUUCUUGUGCCUGGCGGAAUUUGGGUGAAUCUUGGUCCACUGCUCUAUCACUAUAGCGAUGUGCAGGGACAGAAUAGCAUUGAGCCAACAUACGAGGAUCUCGUCAUCAUUAUGGAGAGCAUUGGCUUUGAUAUAUUGAGCUGUCGCACCGGCAUACGCACCAAAUAUGCACAGAAUCCGCAAUCGAUGAAGCAGAGCGAAUACCAAAGUCUUUUCUGGGUCUGUCGCAAGCCGCCCAACAACUUUGAGCAGCAACAGCAACGUGAACAAAAGGAGCCACCCGAUCUCAUUGUGAAUCGCGAUCAUGACACUCAAAUUGAUGUCGAUGUCGAUGCCGAUGAUCUCGAUCAUCAGUUGGAGGAUGAUGAGAUGCAAUCGGAAUCGCAAUCGCAGGCAAAGCAAACGUGAUACUUUCAUCAUCGCAGCAGUAAACCAAAUAAACAAAUACAACAAACAACACAUCAAAGCCAGCCCCCCCACCGCCUCUUUCACAACAUCAAACACAACACGCAUAUUCAUUUCUAUAUUUACCAAAAGCGCCAAAUAAACAAUACGAAUUUCAAAUGCA